AUGUCUGCCAACAAGGAAUCUGCUGCUUGGCCUCUGGCUGAUGCGGCCCUGACCCAGGAGAUCCUCGAUCUGCUCCAGUCGGCCACUCACUUUCGCCAGGCCAAGAAGGGUGCCAACGAGGUCACCAAGGCCCUGAACCGCAACACCUGCGAGAUCGCGAUCCUUGCCGCGGACGCCAACCCGCUGGCCAUCCUGCUGCACAUCCCGCUUCUGUGUGAGGAUAAGAACACGCCGUAUGUGUUUGUGCCGAGCAAGGUGCAGCUUGGCCGCGCCUGCGGUGUCAGCCGCGCCGUGAUUGCGGCCAGCAUCAACACCAACGAGGCCAGCGACCUGGCCGGCCCGAUCAAGGCUCUCAAGGACAAGGUCGAGCGUCUGGCCAUCUAA
Messenger RNA from Grosmannia clavigera kw1407, 384 nucleotides. Its product is annotated as snrnp and snornp protein. The coding region runs from base 1 to 384 and encodes 127 amino acids. The transcript has 3 exons. Gene Ontology annotation, cellular component: box C/D methylation guide snoRNP complex; precatalytic spliceosome; nucleolus. Gene Ontology annotation, biological process: maturation of SSU-rRNA; mRNA splicing, via spliceosome. The record is from RefSeq and is a predicted model, not a curated record. Lineage: Eukaryota; Fungi; Ascomycota; Sordariomycetes; Ophiostomatales; Ophiostomataceae. Gene Ontology annotation, molecular function: RNA binding.